Anguilla anguilla (European eel) is the source of this 5319-nucleotide messenger RNA. Its product is annotated as rho guanine nucleotide exchange factor 2-like. Gene Ontology annotation, biological process: positive regulation of neuron differentiation; actin filament organization; cell morphogenesis. The transcript is spliced from 28 exons. The record is from RefSeq and is a predicted model, not a curated record. Gene Ontology annotation, cellular component: cytoskeleton; ruffle membrane. Gene Ontology annotation, molecular function: guanyl-nucleotide exchange factor activity; microtubule binding. Bases 192 to 3815 code for a protein of 1207 amino acids. NCBI's taxonomy places the organism in Eukaryota, Metazoa, Chordata, Actinopteri, Anguilliformes, Anguillidae.
ACCUUCACUCUGCAGAUAAAACAAGACUAUGUUAUGACCUGAAAUUGUGCUUACCGCGGCGGCGAGGGAGGUGGUUGCCAAUACAACAGCCAAACUUCACUGGGCAACCCGGACGAGAGAAAAUCGAUCUAACAGUAAAACGGCGAGGAUGGUCGGUUACCUUUAGGGGGCGCUGUGACCCUCCCUUCCCAAUGGGUCCUGAGAAAGACUGUGCACCGAUAAACACGAUGAUCAGCACGCCUCCCCCCUCCCCACCUCUCCCUGGCUCCCCCAGGCUACGAGGGUGCCAUGUGCCCUGUCCUGCCGCUCCACCCUGUUCCCCCUGCCCCUCUCCCCGUAUGUCACCCCGCAACAGCUCCUGCCCUGUGGGGGCCCCUCUGUACCCCCCUCGCUCCGGCCUCCUGGGACUGCCGGACCCCCAGCGGAGACACAGCUGGGAUCCCGGGGCAGCGGUGCUGGGCUACCUGCAGUAUGAGGAUCUCAGUGUGAGUAUGGGGGAUCUGAACCCUGAGGAGAUAGAGAAGCUGGUGGGCGGGGCCCUGGGCAGGCUCACAGGGCGGGACCCACGGCGCGCUCCAAUCACCAACUAUGCCCAGGAUUUUGGGUCCCUGCUGUCUCUCACAGAGGAGGAGGUGGCCCCUGACCCACCGCGCUUCUCACUGCUAGAGGAACAGUCCAGCCAAUUGCAGGGCUGCAGCGCCUCAGCUCCCUCUCUUUGCGACCCGUUGGCCGAGUCCCGAUCGCAGAGCUCCGCCACUUGCCCCUGGCCACGCCCCCAGCCUCGGACCUACUCCCACUACAACGAAACCUCUCUGUACUCUGUGGUUGGAGGCUCCACACAAAGAGCAACAAGCAUGUCUCUUUCUAUUGGUUGCCGGCCCGUCUCCCCCACCCUCAGUGUGGAUGCAGGCAGCGAGUUGGGCUCACUGGACUGGGGGACAGAGGAGAGAACAGAGGGACAGCAGGGCGGCAAGGAGGAGAGGGAGGAGAAGACGGGCAGCCCGCUCGGGCGCACGCUCAGCUUCCUGCGCAAGAUGGCCGGGACUCGCAAGAAUAAGGAGAAGGAGAGGAUGAAGGAGCGAGAGAAGGAGGCCAGAGAGAGGGAGGCGAGGUACAGCAACGGUCACCUGUUCACCUCCCUGACAGUUUCGGGAACGACGCUGUGUUCUGCCUGCAACAAGAGCAUAACUGCCAAGGAGGCCCUCAGCUGCCCCACCUGCAAUGUCACCAUCCACAACCGCUGCCGAGACACCCUGCCAAACUGUGCCAAAAUGAAGCAGAGGCAACAGAAGUUGGCUUUAGUGAGGAACAGCUCAGCACUACAGAACGUGGCUCUUCGGACAAAAAGCCCCAUGCUGAAGGAGAGGCCCAGCUCCGCCAUCUACCCCUCCGACCUGCGCCAGUCCCUGCUGGGCACCCGCCGCGGCCGGUCCGGCCUCUCCCUCUCCAAGAGCGUCUCCACCAAUAACAUCGCAGGGAACCUGAAUGAUGACUCUCCCCUGGGGCUGCGUAGGAUCCUGUCCCAGUCCACAGACUCUCUGAACUUCCGGAACCGAGCCAUGUCCAUGGAGUCUCUCAACGACGAAGGAGAGGUGUACUACGCCUCCAUGCUGGAGGAGCUGGAGCGGGAAGGGCGGGACUUUGAGGUGGACUCCUGGAGCACAGCGGUCGAUUCCUCCUACCUGCAGGCUCACCGUAAAGAUGUCAUCAAGAGGCAGGAUGUCAUCUAUGAGCUGAUCCAGACGGAGCUGCACCACGUGCGGACCCUGCGGAUCAUGGACGGGGUGUUCCGGCGGGGGAUGCUGGAGGAGGUGAUGCUGGAGCCGGGCGUGGCGCACGCCGUCUUCCCCUGCCUGGACCGGCUGCUCAGCCUGCACUCCCGCUUCCUGGCCCAGCUGCUGCUCCGGAGGAACCACAGCCUGGCGCCCGGCAGCACCAACAACUUCACCAUCGACCAGCUGGGAGACCUGCUGCAGGAGCAGUUCUCAGGGCAGAACGCAGACGAGAUGAGGAAGGCCUACGCCGAGUUCUGCAGUCGACACCUGAAGGCCGUCAAACUGUACAAGGAGCUGCUGGCCAGGGACAAGCGCUUCCAGUACUUCAUCCGGCGCGUAAGCCGGGGGCCCCUGCUCCGUCGCCAUGGCGUCCAGGAGUGCAUCUUAUUGGUCACUCAGCGCAUCACCAAAUACCCCGUCCUCAUCCAGCGCAUCCUGGACAACACCAAGGGCAACGAGGAAGAGGCUUCCUCCCUGAGGCAGUCUCUGGUGCAGAUCCGGGAGCUGCUGAGCUCGGUGGACCAGCAGGUCCUGGAGCUGGAGCGGACCCAGCGCCUGCAGGAGAUCCGGGCCCGGCUGGACCCGCGGGCAGAGACGGAGGUGCGAGGAGGAGGAGUGUUCCGAGGAGGAGAGCUACUGAGGCGCGGGCUCAUUCACGAGGGGACCCUGCUGUGGAAGACUGCUGGGUCCAGACUGAAAGAUGUGCAGGUGCUGCUGAUGACAGACAUCCUGGUGUUCAUGCAAGAAAAGGACCAGAAGUUCAUCUUCCCGUGCCUGGACAAGCCCGCUGUGCUCUCCCUGAAGAACCUGAUAGUGCGAGACAUAGCCAAUCAGGAGCGCGGCAUGUUCCUCAUCAGUGACUCCACCCCUCCGGAGAUGUACGAGAUCCACGCCGCCUCCAAAGACGACAGGAACACCUGGAUGAGACUCAUUCAGCAAACCGUCAGCUGCUGCCCCUCCCGAGAGGACUUCCCCCUGAUCGAGACCGAGGACAAGGCCCUACUGCGCCGGCUCAGAGCCGAUAUCCAGCAGAAGGACCGCGAGGUUCUGGAGCUCCUGCAGGAGAGGGUCACCCUCUUCUCGGAUCUGGCCGAGGUCACGUCAGGCCAGGAGGUCGCCCUGCCCCACAAUCCCCGAAACCUCUUCCGGGCCGACACCCCCCAGGCCCCGCAGGCCGAGAAGCUGCUGACUGAAGCCAUCACUGAGGUGGACAAGCUGAGUGAGUUGCUUCUGGGCUCGUCUCUUGAAGUACCCCUGUCCUGCAGUUCCAAUGGUGACCAGAACCACACAGUGGAGCCAGUGAGCAAUGGAGAUGAAAUAUCAGUCAAUGGAACUCAUGACCAGAACAGCCCAGUGUCUAAGGACAAAAAUGGGAACCAGUUGCAAGACAGGCCCCCAAAUGAGGAGGUGUGUCAAAGGCUGGUAAAUCUUAGUGCCCAUCUCCACGCACUACAGGCCACUGUCAUAAAGCAGGACUCCAUCGUGGAGCUGAGUCUUUGGGAGGGCCCGUGCUCCACGCCCACCACGCCCGUCCCGCUGUCCUCCGCCCCGGCCAAGCUGUGCCGCUCCAUGUCGCGCGACGCGGGGCUGGACGCCAGCGCGGGGGUGGCGCCGCUGGGGGAGCUGGCCCUGCUCCAGCGGCAGCACAGCCUCCUGCAGGAGGAGCUGGUCAGGCUGAGGGUGGUGGAGGGCAGGCUGAAGGACAGCGAGAAGGCCCGCGUGCAGCUGGAGAAGCAGGUGAAGGACUUGAAGGCCGCCCCGGUGGACGGUGCAGGUUUGGAGCAGGCUCAUCUCCAAAACAGCAGGGGCGAGGGCGAACCCAACCCCGUGGCCCCGUUGGCCAGCGAGGAGACCGUCGACCAGCUGGACGGCCUGCAGGAGAGCAGCGACGUGGACGAUAACUCCGACGACGAUGACGACGACGAUGUGAGAAUCUCACCGCGGUCCGACAGCCCCCGAGACCUGCAGGACAUUCCCGAGGAGAGCGAGUGUGGAGCAGACUUGCGGGAAACGGAAGCAGACUGUGAGACGCACAGCUAACGACAGCCUCACCCGGCCUAGAACCUACAACCUGGAACCGGGAACCUGGAACCUAGAACCGGGAACCAUGGUCUCAUCUCAGAGGGAAUUGCAAUCCUGAACUCACCUUUCAUUUUGUAUAUAGAAGUCCAUCUAGAAAGCAAUUAUCAUAUUAUGUUAAGGUAUAAACCUGCAAUGGAGAUGUGCUACAGUUCAUAACACAUGGUAUACUAUCAUUUUAGUUUAAAUUAUGUCUCUAGAAUCCUCCUUUGAAUCUUGUUUCUUUUCAGUUGCUCCUCUUGCUCCUUCCUCCUUUCAUUCCAUCCCUUUUGUUAUCAAGAAGAUAGAUGCCAAAUGCCAAAAGGAGAUGAGAGGAAGGAGCAUAGCAGUAGCCACGCCAACGAUAGGAUUCUAAGGUAGAUUUGAGGAGCUGUUUGUGUACUAAAAUAUAGAGUAUGAUUAAUAAUAGGCUAACCUAUUUUAGCUGUCAUUUCAUCCAGUAUCCUUGCAUUUUCUGUGGUCUGGACAGCUCAUUGACUGAAGCUCAAUGUUCACACGAGGCAGAACUUGGGAGGAAGAUGCAGAGGGCUGGGGGAGGGAGGAGGGGGGCAUAGUGAUAUGUACUGUAUAUAAAUAUGUUAGAAUGCUGUGCGGGUAAAGAUCUGCUCUCACCCACCUCCCCUGUUUCAACACGUACACUUGAAUUCUCUUGUACUUUGGAAGGAAAAAAAAAACCAAAAUUUUUUUUACUUACAUUUUAUGAAGGGGGUGGGGAGAAUUAAGAAUGGAUUUUUACUGAGGCGGGGGGGGGGAGGGGGGGUCUUGCAAUUAACUGUUCAGAAUUGCGUGGGACAUUCUUUAAAAAUGUAACCAAAGCCAAUUUAUAAUAAUUAUCAUUUCAAAAUGCAGGAGCUAAUUUUUUUAUCAGAAAGGAAUCAUACGAGCACUAACUAUUUAACUGGAUUUUUUCACUGGUGCAUACAUUAGAUUUGAAUAUUGAUAAAUAUUGGUAACUGAAUAAUCCAGCACACUAAACCACCAGAGGUUUGCCUUUAUCACCCAGAGUUUCCUGUCAUCUACCUCCCCAACUAGUUUUCAGUUUGGAAUUAAAAAGCGUUUUCAUUUUAUGAAUUCAUUCCAGGGAUUGGUUAAUUAACUGGAAGCUUCAAUUUCUAUGUAUUCACAAAGCAAUCAACUGGAACUCAAAGCCAGUGUGUUUUUUAAUGGCUUCCCUCAGUUCUGAACAGCUGUAGAGUAGACAGGGAACGUAGUAGAUAAACUGGAUUUAUAGUGUUUCCUUGUUUGAAUUGCAAAAGAAAUUCAGUAGUGUUUUUUCUAUAUCAUAUUAUAUAUAUUAUAUAUAUAAAGUAUGUAUUUCUGUGUAUAGAUAUCCGAUCUGUGCUGAAAAAAAGAGUGUUGACUUUUUAAACUUAUGUUGUAAUUUUAUUUUAAUUUUAAGUUUUGUUUUUGUUUGACUAUGUAUUUGGUUGGUUUGUGUUAUAUUCAUAAAUCUGGCAGAAAUUAA